AUUUGCUGAUUAGGUACUUUCUGAAGCAAAGACAAAUGAUACUAAUAAAUACUAGUUAUCUGGCUAUAAGGGCAAACAAAUAUUGAAGGACUUGGUAUGUGUUGGACUAGCUCAAUAUAAAUCUAGGAGCUGUCAAAAAAUUGAGACCUAACAUGAAUUAAAUAAUAUUAGACUAAAUGUUCAUUUUUUUCUUUUUUAGUCUACUAUUUAGAAUGUUAGUAUAAAAAUAAAAAUUAAAAAAUCAUCUUUUGAUUGAGACUCAGUUACUUCCACCUUUCUUAUUCCUUUCUCAGAGGAAAUCUUCAUUGUAGGAUCAGCGAGAAACAACAGAAUAGAUCACAAUGAAGCUAACAGGAACUCCUGAUUUCAGGUAGCUGAAUCUCACCCAUGAGCAGAUCAUAAGACCUGCAUUUAUCUGUCUCCAUCAUGCCGGGCGCAGUUAGACGUGUUCAUAAAAACGUAACUCACCGGGUUUACAGCAGCACAAUCAAAGCAGACAAAUUCACACAGGAAUGAGCAGGAAGGGAACUUACUAAGUCAAAGGGAGACAGUUUCAGAACAGAGCACAUUUUUAAGUGCUCAGCAUUUUAGGCUCCUACGCUAUUAUGAUUUGGUUGAGUCCAUAUACCUACGUAGACUUACAUUAGAAGCCACUUGAGAUUAGCAUAUUGCUGGGAGAUGAGAUACACUGAUGAAUCAGGUACCUCGUCAUUUUGCAGAUCGAUAAGUCCUGACAAACCUAUAAGAUUUCCGCGCCUCGCUGGCUGUACCGAUAUUAGGUUUCUUCUCCAAAAUGGAUGCAAUAAAAACGCAGUUUUCUCUGAGCACACACGGAAACAGCGGCAGACAGGGGGUGGUUCCCCGGACCACCAGACAAUUUUACAACAUAAAAAGCAGUUCUUGAAUUCUAGAGCAGGAUGGUCAUCUAAGUGUGGGUCAGUGUUCAAACUUGUUCACAGACUGUAACCUUUGGGCUCCGUGACCAAUCGGUGCAUUACUCAGUGUUCCACCCACAGGCUUGGCACUGAAUAUUACACCAUCAUAAACACUGUUUGCAUAUUAUCAAGUUGGUAAAAGCCAGAGUGUAUUUGUACAGAGCUUUUACUUAUUUUUCGUAGCGCAAAGCUGCUGCUUCCACUUCCUCUUCCUUACUCUUCGCGCUUCAUCUCGCGGAGGAGGGAAAAAGUCUUACUGGAAAACUUGGCUGCCCAGAAGACAGCGAAUACCACCUGUAAAGGCUUCAUACAGGAUAACGCGGCACAGAUGGGCCUCCAGAGCACCAAACACUGCAAAGUCAAACAAGCUAAUAUACUGAUGUUAGGACUUGAUUCUGCUGGGAAAUCUACACUGUUGUACAAGUUCAAGUAUAAUGAAGAUUUUCUAACAAUUCCAACAAUUGGCUUUAAUGUUGAUAUGAUUGAAACCGGCAGAGAUUUUACGUUGACAAUUUGGGAUGUUGGAGGACAACAAAAAAUGAGACAGCUUUGGUGCAACUUCCUGGAAAACACAGAAGGAAUCCUGUAUGUCGUGGACAGCUCUGAUAAGCAACGUCUAGAAGAAUCAAAGAAAGAAUUUGAACUCAUUUUAAAGAACGAAUCUAUAAAAAAUGUACCAGUUGUCGUGCUAGCAAACAAGCAGGAUUUGCCUGGAGCUUUAAAUGCUGAGGAAAUAACCAGGAGAUUCCACGUGAAGAAGUACUGCUGUGACAGAAAUUGGUACGUACAACCCUGUUGUGCAAUCACAGGAGAAGGUUUGUCAGAAGCUCUCCAAAGACUAACUGUGUUUGCAAAAAACUACAUCAAAUCAAAGGAGUUUUCUACAAGUUUUAAGGAAAAUGAAAAACUGUAAGAAUUUCUGUCGUCAGAUUUUGACGAACAUUACUCAAAGUAUUUUGUGGGACAGACUGAAGUAUUUGUUUCUGGAGAACUGUUAUAAGUAACUAUGUAUUUAUAAAGCACUUUGACAAUUUUAAAUUAUACUGUUUUACCUGCAGAUAUUUCUGAGAUAUGACUGUGUAUUAUUUUAUUAGUGAUAGUAUACUCGGGGUUAUUCAGCUUAGAAGUGUGUAUUGAAUGAUAAAAGAGGCAGAGUUGACCAUCUGAAUUUUUGCAAUUGGAAACAAAAUAGAUGAGCAGCUCUUAAAAUAUCUACAUCAAAUAUUUUGUCAAAAAGUAAAAUAGCCAAGUGGUUUAUUCAGCAAGAAAAACAUGACAUAAAAUGUCAUUUUGUAAUAAGUGCCCUGUGGAUGUGUUUCUCAUGUAAAAAUACAGUUGGGUUAGAGUUUAAACUCUUAGUUAUGUAUAAAAGAACCUAAGAAACUGAA
Anas platyrhynchos (mallard) is the source of this 2323-nucleotide messenger RNA. Lineage: Eukaryota; Metazoa; Chordata; Aves; Anseriformes; Anatidae. The record is from RefSeq and is a predicted model, not a curated record.